AUGCGAGACUUCUCCUGCUUCGGUGACGCCGCCGUCACCCUGGCCGCCGGUGCCGCUGGCGGCGGCGGGGGAGGAGGAGGCGCCGGCGGCGCGCUCGACCGCUGGCUCCAGGCGGCCACGGCCAGCGACUACAGGGUCGCGCUGUCGUCGCGCAAGGAGCUCCGGAUCAAGGUCACCUGGACGCGGGGCGUCGCCGCCGGGGCCAGCGGGGCGGCGGCGGCGGGCGCGGCUGGGGGGCCGACCGGGAUCGCGCUGGCCAUCGACGACGGGUCGUCCCUGGCGCCUCCUCCUCUGGCGGCGGCGGCGCUGAUCGGCACGCCGAGCCGGACGGCCCCGGCAACCGCGCCCGCGCCCGCGCAGCACUUCCUGCAGAAGAAGCGCGGGACGCGGUCCUUCGUCACCGACGCCGGCACGGCGGUGUCCGUCUACUGGGACACGUCGGAGGCCAAGUACUACCCCGCGGGCGCGGCGGAGCCCUCCCGCGACUACCACCUCGCCGUCGUCGCGGACGGCGAGCUCGCGCUGCUGCUCGGCGGCGGCGGCGGCGAGGCGGCGCGCGACGUCCGGCGCCGCUUCGCGCCCGCGCCGCGCCGCGCGCUGCUCAGCCGCCGCGAGCAGGCGGCGCAGCUGGUCCACACGACGCGCUGCAGGUUCCGCGACGACGGCGCCGAGCACGAGGUCACGGUCGCGUGCCGCGGGGACGAGUGGGGGUCCAGGGACGGCGAGGUGGCCGUCAGCGUCGACGGCAAGAAGGUGGUGGAGGCGCGCCGGGUCAAGUGGAACUUCCGCGGCAACCGGACCGCCGUGCUGGGCGACGGCGCCGUCGUCGAGGUCAUGUGGGACGUGCACGACUGGUGGUUCGCUGGCGUGUCCGGCGGCGGCGGCGCGCAGUUCAUGGUCAAGGCGCGCGGGGCGGCGGACGGCGGCCGGGUGUGGAUGGACGAGGAGAUGGCCAACAAGGGCCACCCACCCGCCGGCUUUUUCCUGCACCUACAGUGCUACCGCCGGUGA
Miscanthus lutarioriparius is the source of this 1011-nucleotide messenger RNA. Lineage: Eukaryota; Viridiplantae; Streptophyta; Magnoliopsida; Poales; Poaceae. The record is from the annotation of a GenBank genome assembly.